This is a messenger RNA of Blepharisma stoltei, 252 nucleotides long. Lineage: Eukaryota; Ciliophora; Heterotrichea; Heterotrichida; Blepharismidae. The record is from the annotation of a GenBank genome assembly.
AUGAUAGCUCUUCUCAUGCUUUAUGCUUGGCUUUUAAUGCUGUCCCAUAAUCUUGGAGUACAAAUUUGGAGAUUUGUAGCUGUUGCUUCUUCAAUUACUAAGUUUCAGCUUGAUAUAAAUACCCUAGCUAAUAUCAGUAACAACUAUGCCUUAAUGGCCAACACUAGUAGCCCCAAGCAUAAAGCGUUUUUCCAAAAGUCAUUGGAUGACCAAAAUUCUUCAUUGCCGGAUGAUGGAGGCAAAACCAGUUAG